This is a messenger RNA of Syngnathus acus (greater pipefish), 1598 nucleotides long. RefSeq names its product tRNA methyltransferase subunit 11-2 (gene trmt112). The coding region runs from base 123 to 494 and encodes 123 amino acids. NCBI's taxonomy places the organism in Eukaryota, Metazoa, Chordata, Actinopteri, Syngnathiformes, Syngnathidae. The transcript is spliced from 4 exons. Gene Ontology annotation, molecular function: protein heterodimerization activity. Gene Ontology annotation, biological process: rRNA (guanine-N7)-methylation; peptidyl-glutamine methylation; tRNA methylation. The record is from RefSeq and is a predicted model, not a curated record.
AAAUGUUCAUGGGAAACGUUUAAGCGACGUAAUUUCCGGUCCACAUGUCUGCCUUUACUCCGACAUACUACUGAAUUUAUUCAACGUUAUCUCAUAAAAAAAAAAAAUUGAUUUGCGUUAACAUGAAGCUUCUUACGCAUAACAUGCUGACUUCUCACGUCAAGGGCGUCACCAACGGAUACCCGCUGCUGAUCAAGCCAACGGAGGUGAAAGUGAACGAGGUGGACUUCAACGCGCAAUUUGUCAGCCGUAUGAUUCCCAAGCUUGUGUGGAGCGCUCUGCUCCAAGCUGCAGAGGAGUUGGGUCAGCGACAAGACCUGCCCGGUGAACUGGUAGCUGACUAUGAACACAAUGAGGAGUUCCUCAAGAAAGUACACAGAGUUCUCUUGGAGGUGGAGGUGAUGGAGGGCUGUCUGCAGUGUCCCGAGUCAGGGCGACAGUUCCCCAUCACCAAAGGGAUCCCCAAUAUGCUACUCAAUGAAGACGAGGUGUAGGCGCGCGCACACACACACACACACACACACUGACGGACUGGAUGUGUGUUUUUUGAAAACGGAAGUUGAACUGUUUUGCAAUGAUGUCAAGAAAAGAUCAGAUCAUUUUUACUUUUUCCCAGCCACAUGGAAAUUCAAUGCCCUGUUCUUUUAUCUGUAUUUAUUUUUGUACCCGCCCUCCUUUCCAAUAAACCCUUAGAUUCCAUUGACAGCCAGAAGUGCAGUUAGGAUUUUGUGGCCACUGAGGAUUGACUUUAUUAUAGCUGUGAGUGAAUGUAGGCGGGAGUGUGACUUGCUGAGUCUGUCUGUCUGUGUGUGAUUGAGUCUGUUACUUUGAGCGUGUAAGUGAGUGAGUGUGUGUCAACGAGUGACUAUAUGAGGAUGUGUAUGAGUGAGUGACUAGUCGUGUGCGUGCGUGUGUAUGUCAGUCAAUGAGUAUGCAAGUGCAAGUGUGAGUGAUUGGCAGUGCACAAGUUUGUGUGGUAUUGCGUGAACGUGACUUUGUUAGAGUGUGUGUGAAAGCAAAGUGUAUGAGUGCUUGAGCGUUUGAAAGUCUGAGAGUAAGUUAAUAUUACUACAUUAUCUGAGGGUACAUUCGUGUAUGACACUGUGUGUGUGUGCAUGUGCACGUGUGUGUGUGUGUGCGCGUGCGUGCGUGCACCGCACACUCAUGUGAUUGUAGGGAGCACAGAGGUCCAGAUGACGUGGCAGCGGCUGGUCUAUAUUUGGCUAAGAGGGGAAAAAAAGGCAGCAGACAGGCCGGGAGUUGUUUUUCACCAUUUUCCCCUUUUUUUCUUCUUUUCUUUUUCAUUUUGAAAACCGCAAGUAAGUCGCAGUGGCCAAAAGCACCCCCGCCCCCACCUGCUUUGGUUUGCCUUUAGAGUUGUCUCCGUCUUCAGCAAGUUGAAACAGACGUGUUAAACGACAUUGUUUUCCAAAGUGGGAGCGGGUGCGUGCGCGGCGACACAAAACCCCGAGGCAGGCCGAGUGCUACCUUUCUUUCCUUCUACUUAAAGCAAUUACAGGCCUGUGCCCACAACUAUAAUGACAGUAUGAUGCGAUGGCAGCAGAGCAGCAAUAAAAGCCACCCAUGACAGAUUAACA